Messenger RNA from Podarcis lilfordi (Lilford's wall lizard), 5481 nucleotides. The record is from the annotation of a GenBank genome assembly. NCBI's taxonomy places the organism in Eukaryota, Metazoa, Chordata, Lepidosauria, Squamata, Lacertidae.
AUGUUGACAUUCCGCAAAGGGACAGAAGGAAAUCCAGACUCGCCCCUUGAGCAUCUGGAGCCGAGAGCAUUCAAGGAGGCAGAAAAUUUAUGGAUCAAAGGUAAGAAUCUGGGCUAUAACCUGCAUCCGUUUAAAUAAUGCGCAGUGCAAGAAAUAUUAAAGACAAAGGUCAACCAAGUAGAGCAUAUCGCUUAAACUGUCAGCUUGACUUUCUAAAGCAAAAACACCUUGUAGCAAUUCCCCCCUCCUCCUUACAAAGUCCCUGCUGAUUUAUUAUGAGGCCUAAUGUUAUUUUGUUACCUGAGAAACUCAAAGGGGAUUUAAUUUAUGAGGCCCGAAGGAGGACAGAAUCUUUUUGUGCAUGGAGUAAAAUAUUCCCACUUGCCUGAUAAUAUACUGAACCAUGAUAAAUUUAUUAGAGCCCCGCCAUUUUCAAUUCAAAAUGAAAACCUCAACAAAUACCAUACAUCACAGGUUGGUUUACCCUACAGUCAUAUUUCUCUGUGCUUAAAUGUAAUAUAAUGGAAUAGGCACCCAUUAAUCCCUACUGACAAUCCCAAAUAGAAUUUUUCAAGGACUCCGCAGCACAGAUAGAGAAAGAAGAGGGAUAGAACGUAACCCCCAGGUCUGCCACUUGGGUCAUCAUUCAAAUAUAAUUAAUUUUCACCUGUUUAUACCAUGGGGGGAAAGGAAGAGCCUUCAUAGAAGGAGGUGUCUACUUUCUUAUCAACUUAUUGAAGAACAAGAUUCUGUAGCACAACACUGUUUCAAUGUAAUGAACUUCAACCCUUUCAGCUAUUUUUACUACUAUCACUAGAUACCAGACCAUGCCAUACCAGGUGACAGCGGAAUGGUGAAGGAAUUUGGUUCAGUUCACAUUUAGAAACAAACCUACCUAAUUCAUAUCAUGAAGUAGUGAUCCUGUGAGCAAGUACUGCUGGGUGGGGCCCCUCAGGCAGGUGGUAAUAAUUAGUCCCCAAAGUGGGAGCAUGAGAUGCGUCUGGCUGGUUGCCAGCAUUCCCCAACCCCUAUCAAUCUUCGAGUUAACCUGCCAGGGAAGGGAGAGAACACACCUAUUUUAGAGUUGCUGUUUGAUGUUCUGUGGCUGGUGCCAGAGAAGAAGCCAAUAAGGCUUGGUCACCCAUUCCAUGCCUGCGUGUGAUUGAUUAGCAGGUUGGAGGGAGGCUCUGGAAAACGACCCCCUUCUUGACAUGGCGGCAGUAGUGGAAUAAUGGAAUCAUUUUGCAAAAGUGGGUACAAUAAUCAGUAACAGUUACAAUACUGCCAGAUUUUGUGGCUUGUGGAAUUGGGUCAAUAACAUCUAUUCCAAUUUUAGUGAAUGGUUCCCCAAUGAUCUCACUGGGUUGUAACGGAAAACGCUUAUGAUCUCCACCAUGUCCCAUUCAUUGGCACACAUCACAAGACCUAACAUCUGACUUAACAUCUUGAAACACAUUAGGCUAAUAAAAUUCUCUAGCGACCUUUUCUAAUGUACGCUUAAACCCCAAAAGGCAGCUUCAUGAGCCAGAUGUAAAACAGUCUUUCUAUAUGUCUGGGUCACUACCAACCGUCUUCUUGGCUCACAUUCUGGGGCAGAUUUCUUUGGAAAGAAUUGUCUAAAAAGCAACCUUCUUCCCAGAUGAGACUAACUCUUGGUUCCGUGCCAGCCCUAGGGAUCCCAUGCGCUUCUACAUACUUCUAAAGUUGGGUCCUUAAGCAGUUCUUUCUUAAAGUCAUUAUCAUGAAGGGGUGAAGGAGUGUAUUCUCACCAGACUUUGCCAAAGAAAUUUCCGCUGACUCACAAACUUCAUCAAACUGAUUUACAUUUCCAGUGACAGGCUCCUCAACACAUUGGCUAGACGAUUAACCAAAAGCUAACCCUUUAGGAGACAGCUCUUUUUGCUGGCGGCAGAUUCAAACAGGAGUUUUGGAGCUUCAGCACCUUGAGUAUGAAUGGGAAGUGGCUGUUUAGAAGGCUCCUUUCUAAAACGAUAUGCAAACUGAAAUAGCAGCUUUGGAAAGUCAUACUUCACACUACUCUGAAUUUUACAGUUCAGUUCUCCAGCCAAGUAGAGUGUACAAUAAUGCACAUACUAGGGUAAAGUGUGCAUGCAAACUAUGAGUGAAAACAACAGAGAAAAUGCAGGAAAUUGCUUUGCAAAUGUUUGUAUAUUAAGCAAAAGUGCACACAAAUGUGCAUAUGAGGAGAAAUUUGCAAUAGGAUGCUGAUGAAUUUUCAUGAGUAUAUUUACUUCCAAGUUCACUGCACAAUAUUGUAGUAUUAUCGUGUGUGUGUGUGUGUAUAUAUCUUAAUUAAACUUCAUUAAAAAGAUCUUGAAAGAAAAAUACAAUUGUUUCAUUCCAAGACCUCACUGUAUGCAAAGGAUGUUUUGGAUGAAAACAUUUAAAGGAAGCAGAGAGGUUUUUUCAAUGCAAGGAUGAAUUCAUUUUUCUGUUGAUCUGCCAUUAUUGAACAGAGCAUCUUUGAAGCGGCAAACAAACAACUCAAUUUGUAAUAAAGGCAGCCUAGAGGACCAUAAGCCCACUACUACUGCUAAAGCAGCUCUCUUUGCUGGAAUCAUAGAAUUGUAGCAUUGGAAAGGAUGCCAAGGAUCUUCUGGUCCUGCCCCUGCAAUGCAGGAAUACACAGCUGUCCCAUACGGGGAGCGAAUCUGCAACCUUGCAUUAUCAGCACCACACUCUAACUAACUGAGCUGCCCAAUUUCAGGCUGGUUCUGGGAUGGGUAAAGUUGGAACAUACUGAUGAACACGUGUGACAAGUCUUGGCCAUCCCACUCCCUCCAGGAAGAAGCCAAAUGAGUAUGGUUGAUACUUUAUUACCAGCCUUGCUAACAAGUGAAGCUUUCCCAGACAAUAGGAAUCCAUGGCCCUGCUAGAUAACAGCAAAGGCCCAUCUAUGGUGAAAUCCUUUUUUAUUUUGAAAAGUAUAAACAACAGCAAACUACAAUUCAGAAUCCGAAUAUCGAGAUUACUCUGAAUCUCCUGAUUUCCCCCCUCUCCAUUCCAUGGGUCCUAAUGAUAAUAUUUACAACUGCAUAUCAGUAUUUAUAAGAAAAAAUAAAAUAUCCUCCUAAUUUAUCUAUACUUUUUGUUACUUUACAAAAAGUUACUUUGUUACUUUACACACUUUACAAGUGUGGUUUAAAUCCUGCCAAUUUUUUGACCUGCUUGGAAUGGUCUCGUAAAUACAUUAUAAACUUUUCACAUUCUUUUUUGAAGUUCUUGUCUUCUUGAUUUCUGAGCUUUUCAGUUAAUUUUGACAUUUUGGCAUAGUUCAUCAUCUUGGUUUGCCAUUAUUCUCUGGUCGGGGCUGACUCUUCCUUCCAUCUCUGGGCUAGUAGAAUCCGUACGGCUGUUGUCGUAUACAUAAACAGUCUUUUCUUGUCCUUUGGAAUGUUGGUACCUAUAAUUCCUAAUAAAAAAGCUUCUGUGUUUUUUUUAAACAAAGGUUAUUUUAAACACUUUUUUCACAUUUCAUUAUAUAUCAUUUCCCAGAAAUUUUUAACUACUUUACAAGUCCACCACAUAUGAUAAAAGGGACCUUCUUUUUCUUUACAUUUCCAGCAGGUAUUUGUACCCUUUCUGCACAUUUUUGCUCAUUUAACAGGAGUCAAAUACCACCGGUAUGUCAUUUUCAUAUAGUUUUCUUCCAGUGGACAAAAUGCCAUGAAUUUCAGAUCUGUUUUCCAUAGCCUCUCCCAAUCCAUCAUUUGUAUAUUAUGUCCCAAAGCUUUUGCCCAGUGUAUCAUCACUCAUUUGACCUGUUCGUCUUUUGUAUGGUCAGCAGAGCCACCAGCUUGCGAGGGCGAUGGGAAGACCAACAUCAUGUGUGUGAUGCAACACACGAUGUGGAGUCCCAGCAUCUCAUAUGUGACAUCAGGAUGUUGUGAGGAGCUGGCGGCAUAACCGAACACAGGGGCCGUGCGGCUUCAGUGGUGGGGUUGCCAGCCUUUGUGUCACAUUUGCAGACAUCUUUGUAGUACAGAGUUGGUCUGCCGGCCUGGUACCUGAAGCCACUUGCUCUACAGCUGAUGUUAUAUAUAUGAUGUCAGGUGUUGGGCUAGUAGAAAUCUGGCUCUGUUGAAAGUGCGUUUGCAGGCACCCCUUUGCAAAGUGCCCAUGAGAUAGCUGGUUGUCAGAUCUUGGGAAGCCUCUUUGCGGAGCACUUUGUCAGGCACAUGUGGGCAAAAAGGUCACCUGACAUCACUGACCCACCAAGUUUGAUAGGCAGGUGGUGCCACCCACUGGUCAGGUGAUUGGCUGGUGGGUGGCCCCCACCCAACUGUCAAACAUGGCCUGGAAGGGACGGGGGGAAAUAACACUUUAAAAAAGAGGUCUAAGAUUCCCUUGAUUUCCAUGGACAUAAUUCCUAAUAGGAAGGCCUCCAUUUUUGUGUGUAAAUGAGAGUUUGAGUAUCUUUUUAAGUUCAUUAUAUAGACUGUCCCAAAACCCUCUAAUUCUCUUACACUCCCACCACAUGUGCAUAAAUGUAGUUACCCCAUUUUUACACCUCCAGCAAACCUCUGAACUGUUCUUAAACAUCUUGGCCAGUUUGGCCAGGGUUAGGUACCACCUUUAUAACAUCUUCAUCACAUUUUCUCUAAGAUUGUAACAUGCAGUGAAUCUGAUGUCCUCUUUUCACAGCCUUUCCCAUUCAUUCAUGUAUAUAUUGUGUCCAAUAUCUUGGGCCCAACGUAUCAUGACAUCUUUCACCUCCUCCUCUUUUAGGAGGGAGAUAACAUUUUGACUUGCCACAGUGGUGGCUGCUGCUCAUUGGAACUGGUGGGGCAUGAGAAGGCACAGAGAGCAACAGCAAGUGGAACCAGAGGACAGGUAGAGUCCAUCCUCCUCCCGGCCCAGUUCUGCAAAGGCAACACCAAGACUAAGGGGCAGGGGGAAGUAGAUAAGCAGUGCCACUCUUUAGACCAAUUGUAAAUAAGAAAGCAGGCAUCUACGGGGGGCAACCGAAGUUGAUGGGGUCCUGCUGCAUUCACUGUAAUAGACCAUCCUCCUGUGGCCCAUAGAGCAGAUCCAAAUUCCCCACCCCUGCUCCUUAAGAAUCCCAAGCAAAUCUGGAGUUAAAGGAUAGGCAAGAGGAGCAGCAUUCUCCCACUCCAGCUGACUCUUUCAGCUAUCGCAAAGCUUUGCCUCAUCAGAAGAAAUCCGCAUUGUGUGUGGGAGAAAGGACUAUUGGAUUUGCAUCCAACACCUUGGGUUAUUAUUGCUUUCUCUUUUCCAGCGAGGCUUCUAAAAGCAUCUUUUGAGGAAUUAAGAGGAAAGGAAAACCAGACGCAAGAAACCUGCCAGAGACGGAAAGAAAAGCCAUCAAGUCUGCAGCUGUCAGAACCAAAGCAGUUUCCUCUUAAGGAGCCCAUGGUGAGUGGCUGCCUUUUUCUCAAAGUGAAAGCUUCUCUGCUUCAAAAGUACUGUGGGAAGGUUGAGUUAAAAGCACCACCUUGA